UAGGGGGAGGGGGAGGGAAUUACCAGAAAUUGGAGAAUUUAAUGUUCAUACCACCAGGCUGGAGGCUACCCAGACGGUAGAUGAGAUGUUGCUUCUCCAAUCUCAGUUUGGCCUCAUCAUGGCAGUAGAGGAGGCCAUGUGUGGACAUAUCUCGAUGGGAAUUAGAGACAGAGUGGGUGGCUACCGGGAGGCCCUGUCUAUUGUGACAUACAGUGUAGGUGCUCGACGAAGGUCACGCCGAUGUAGAGGAGGCCGCACCGGGAGCAUCGGAUGCAAUAGACGACUCCAGCAGACUCGCAGCCCGCACCCCCGCCUGUCUCUGCCCUUCUGUACUUCCUCCCGCAUUAAACGACAGCGGCAACCGCCACACAUUGGCGCCGAUUCCCAUCCCCCAGUGUUCCGAUUGGCGAUUCGUUUCUCCAGACAGCCAAUGGAAAUGCUCAGCAUUCCCAUCCUCAUUAACAUACCACUUCGGGCGCUGCCUAUUUAAUCCGCGCUCCGGACAGUUUUUCUUAUUAUUGUGUUUGAAACCGACGAGGAAAUGCCUGAUCCACCGAAACCCGCUCCCAAGAAGGGCUCCAAGAAAGCUCUGUCCAAACCGGCGAGCAAGUCUGGCAAGCGGCGCAAGAAGUCGAGGAAGGAGAGUUACGCCAUCUACAUCUACAAAGUGAUGAAGCAGGUUCACCCCGACACCGGCAUCUCCUCCAAGGCCAUGAGCAUCAUGAAUUCAUUCGUGAAUGAUAUUUUCGAGCGCAUCGCGGGUGAGGCUUCCCGCCUGGCCCAUUACAACAAGCGGUCCACCAUCAGCUCCCGGGAGAUCCAGACCGCCGUUCGCCUGCUGCUGCCCGGGGAGCUGGCCAAGCACGCCGUGUCCGAAGGAACAAAGGCGGUGACCAAGUACACCAGCUCCAAGUGAAGAGAAGUUUACUGACAAAACAAACGGGAAAAUCAAAGGCUCUUUUAAGAGCCACUCACGGUUUCAUUAAAAGAGUUACAGACUAUUGAGACAAGGAUUUGAGGAUUUUAAAAUUUUUUGAUGCGCUCAUUCAGAAUCUUAUCUCCGUUACUCAGAACUUGCUGUCCACUAUUCAGCAGAAUCCCGAUUUCUUUUGCAUUCCUGCGUACUGCACAGGUACGGAAUCGUUACGUACCCCUUCCCCGUCAUUUCCUCUCGGUCAUCAGGUUUCUCUGAAGAAGGCACUAAUUGUUGUUUCAGUUUU
Hypanus sabinus (Atlantic stingray) is the source of this 1220-nucleotide messenger RNA. Its product is annotated as histone H2B-like. Lineage: Eukaryota; Metazoa; Chordata; Chondrichthyes; Myliobatiformes; Dasyatidae. Gene Ontology annotation, cellular component: nucleosome. The record is from RefSeq and is a predicted model, not a curated record. Gene Ontology annotation, molecular function: DNA binding; protein heterodimerization activity; structural constituent of chromatin. The coding region runs from base 542 to 916 and encodes 124 amino acids. The transcript has 2 exons.